Molecule: messenger RNA, 5306 nt
Organism: Condylostylus longicornis
Lineage: Eukaryota; Metazoa; Arthropoda; Insecta; Diptera; Dolichopodidae
Product: ral GTPase-activating protein subunit beta
Exons: 18
Coding region: 143-5164 (1673 amino acids)
Biological process (GO): activation of GTPase activity; regulation of small GTPase mediated signal transduction
Molecular function (GO): GTPase activator activity
Source: RefSeq, a predicted model, not a curated record
UCUAUUUACAUAUUUUUCUUAAAAGAAAAGAGAAAUUUAUAAAUAUUAAGUUUUUAUCUAAUAAUACUUAAUACAAAUCGUUUUAUUUCUUAUUUGGGCAUGAAUGUAGUAAUUUGAAGGAAACUAUUUCUUGUUUUGCAAAAUGUAUUCAGAAUGGGUAUCACUUUCAUCUACAUUGCAAUCGAAUGCGUCAGGAGCUCAAUCUCAAAGUGUUUUGAAUAAAUUUCCAGCUUCUGCCGGAAAAGAAGUUGCUGUUAAUGUUGUUCGACAGUUGGCAUCGAAUUUGGGAAUAACACAGAAUGCAGAACCAAGUCAUUUGGUUAAAGAUGAAGAGGUUUUAUGGUGUAUGGAUGUUAUUUGUUAUGGAUUAUCACUUCCUCUACAAGAGCAUGAGACAAUUAAAGACUGUGUAAAUGUUUAUUGCGAAUGGAUGACAGCUUUACAUCCAAACCCAAAAAUAUGUGUUCCAAAACCUAUUAUAGAAGAUCCCAAUAUGUAUUGCAGGAAAAUUAUAAACCAUUUUCAUAAUUUAUUUGUACCUCGUCAUGGAGAAAUCUUUACUUUUUUGUAUUUGGAUUAUGGUACAGAUGUUAUCAAUCGCCAAACUGUGCUAUGUCAUAGAGUUCUAAGAACUUUACAGCAAACUGCACAAAUAUCUCAAAUAAUUGAAAGAGAAACUUGGGAAGUUUUACUUUUAUUUUUGUUAGCUAUUAAUGAUAUUCUUUUGGCACCUCCUACUGUAAAAGACGAUGUAGGAGAUCAACUGUGUGAACGUGUUUUAAGUGUUUUGUUUGAAGUAUGGCUCUUAGCUUGUGUGCGUUGCUUUCCAUCACCCUCUUUGUGGAAAACAUUGCAAGAAACUUGUUGUAACUGGCGACAUAGGAUAACACUGGUCGAGCAAUGGAACCGGGUUAAUUUGAUAUUAACUGCACGGUUACUUGAAUUUUCAUAUGGAAGUUCUUUUCCAGAAUUAAAAGUUUUGGAAGAAGAUGCUCAGUUGAUUCCAGCUGGAAUGACAAAUGAUUGUAUAGCACAAACUUGGUAUAGGUUUCUUCGAAUUAUUGGUAGUCCAGUUGCAUUAUGCUCCCCGCAUCUUAUUAGCAAAACGCAACAUUUUGUUCAGUGGUCAUUAAUGAGGAACAAUGGAAACAAUAUUGAACCGUACCACCAUCCGUGUUUACUAUUACUACCACAAAUAUUUUUAAAAGCGAUCAAAGGAAUAUCCAGUCAAGUUGACGCUUUUCUCGGAAUAUAUCAAUCACAACAGCACGGGGAUGAGUCGACGUUAGAAUUGCGUGCUACAAGUGAAUCUAGUGGUAGUCAUAUUACAUCUAGUGGUAGUAGUCAUUUUUACUUUAGAGAUAAUUACUCUUUUUUUAAUUCAAUUGGUGGUGGUAGUGGAGGCAGUCAUACUGCCUCUUCAAGUAGUACUAAUGCUAUAGGUGGAAGUGGAGGAAUAUUAAAUAGUUUUCAUUUCUCUGCAUUUGCUGGAGCAGCAUCGGCAAUUACAGGUCACCAUAGUAAUGGAACUCCUAUAACAACAACAGCAGCUUUAUCUAGUGGUCAUAGCAUAUUUGAUCACAAUACACCACAUUCACCAACACCUCCUUUACAAAGAAGGUUGGCGAAAAGUUUUAGUGUAGCGCCAUCAACAUCUCAGCAAAAGGGUUUGAGUAAGGCUGCUUUAAUUGGAUUAACAACAUCGCGUUCAUCUGUUCAUCCACCAUUAACACCCAAUUCUGGUCCACCUUCUUCGAGCAGUAUCUCAUCAAUACCAACAAUACUUGGAGAAAUAAGGGCACCUUUAGCUAAUUCCAGACCAAAAUGUAAUAGUAUUCUACAUUUAUUUGGUGAAUGGUUAUUUGAAGCGGCUCAUAUUGGUAGUGAUGCAUGGAUUCAGAACACUAAAAGACAAGCAACAGAAGCAAGCAGAAGACCGUCAUCAAUGAUAAUGGAAAAUAGAAAAGGCAGUAUAUCAUUAUCACAACCAAAUUCUUUAAUAGAUUAUACAAAAUUACCAUCUGAUUUGACAAUUGAUAAAUACGAAUCAGGUCGAGCUGAGGCUAUAGGAGCAUUAUGUAGAAUAUUUUGUGCCAAGAAAACGGGUGAAGAAAUACUACCAGUGUAUUUAGCUAGAUUUUACAUGGGCUUACAACAAUGCCUUAAAGUUACAGAAUCAAAAGAAUUUGAUGAAACAUUAGCAAGUAUUUUAAUAAAUUCAUCAGAUAUAUUUAGAUUAGAUUUAGAUGGAAUACAGGUAUUAUUACCUGGUUUUAUAUCUGCAUUAGAAUUAAUAUUACCAGAAAAAAAUUUAAAAAUUAAAUCGCAAUUAAUGCAAGUAAAUAAAACAGAAUUAAGACGAGCUUCAAUCAAUAUAUUAUUGUCAAUAUUAACAUUACCAUUACAUUUCCAAACACUUCCAAUUCGUGAUUUAAGUAACGGACCAAUGGAUAGAAUGAUAACUUUCGCACAAUUAAAGCCGCGUAUGAUAAAUAUUUUAAUGAAUGCUUUACAAGUUGAAACUGAUGCUCAAAAUAACCAUAUGUUGCUAGGUGGUUUAUUGUUGACUGUACAAGAUGCAGUUGCAUAUGAAGAAAGUGAAAUGGGAAGCAAUGAAUCAAUGCAAACACCAUCUUCACCACAGGUUCCAGAAACGAAUUUGUUAAGUUCAGCUUGCUCAGAAGGCGGUUCAUCUAUUGCAAGCGCAAGUAACUCUAGUUUAGGAAUGCAAAGUACUGUUACACUUGGCGCUAGCAUCGGUGCAGGACGAAGAGAUAGCUCAUCUCAUCAUGAUUGUCCAAGUUUAUCAAUAUCUGAUGAUAUACCAGCUGAUUUAUUACAUGAUUUUGAAGUUGCUUCACUUUAUGCAGAUAAUGCUCAUGCAUUGUUUGUUCGGGCGACUUAUUUGGUUUGUCAUCGUUUGAUUUCGUCGUGGAAAACCGAUUUGAAUGUUUCCUUAGCAGCUUUGGAAUUACUUACGGGACUUGCACGCUUACAUAUAAGAGAUUCAGCCAAGAAAUUUGCUGAUGCAUUAGAAUGUAAACGUGCGGUAAAAUGGAUCUGUGAUUAUAUUUGCUAUCAAUGUUCUAGGCCACCUCCAGCUCAUAGUAAAGAUUUGCAUAGUACAAUAGUGGCUGCCUUCCAAUGUACAUCUGCAUGGUUAAUGCAGCAUCCGUAUCUAUUACAAGACAAGGAUUGCCUUAAUAUUGUUCUUGAGGUUGUUGAGUUAGGUAUUUCAGGAUCAAAAAGCAUUGGAAAAAUGGGUGAUACUCCUAAAUUUAAGGAUGAAAAGGAAUUGAAACCUGUUUCAAUGAGGGUUCGAGAUGCGGCUGAAAAUUUAUUAACCAUAAUCUUAGAACAAGUUGGCUAUUUUCCAAGCGAGUGUGGGCCUGAAUCCGUAUCUUCCCUUCUAGAUGAAACUGCGUUAGUAAAACAUUGCAAUUCAGUUACUACUACAGACGUAACUUUAGAGAUGGCAGUUCAAAAGUUUAAAUAUUUUGUUACUGAGAAUUCUACAAUUUUAGCUCUUCUUGAAGAGCCGUUAGGUAACGACCAAGAUCCUCAACCCACAGUAACACUAUUGAUACGUGGUCCUUUCGGUCGCCAUGCUUGGACAAUGCAGUUACGCCAUCUACCAAGAAGUAAGUCUGGUACAAAAUACCAUGCUGUUAAUCCAGGUCGUCCAAUUCCAAUGAAUGAUCAGCCGCAAUGCUUGCAAUUAGAUCAACGUUUUUUUCCAGAAAUUGUUGAUAAAAUCGCACCUUGUGUUGCUGAUUAUUCAAUACCUACAUUGGAUCAAAUAAGAGACGAAUAUGGAAGUGAACAAAUUAAACGUCUUGAGCAAAUGCUUGAAAAUCAAUAUGUUUUUGAAAAAUUAGCGUGGGCAGAGACGGAUAAUUCUUUGGACGGAUUAAGCCAUGCUCAUGAAGCGGUACCACCUAAUAUUUGUCAUGAAUUUCAAGCAGCUAGAUUGUUUUUAUCACAUUUCGGCUUUUUAUCAUUUGAUGAUAGUAAUAAGAAAGAAAGUGAGCUUGUAACAUCAACUAAUAGGUUGUUAACAGCAUUAGAUACAAAAAAACAAAAUUUUUGUUAUGACUUGGAUUUAUUGGAUAAAUUAAGCCCCAGAACUUACGAUACAGUUCAUGUAUUUUAUGUUAAAAAUGGUCAAUCAAAUUGCCAAGAAAUCAUUGGCAAUAUGAAUGACGACAAUAUCCGAAUGAUUGAUCCACAUUUUUGGAAUAUGUUACAAACAUUGGGUUGGCCAGUCGAAAUUGAUGAGCAUUCGGGAUGGACUGGUUUUGUUUGGAAUAGUUGGGCUUUGAAAAGUGCAACAAAAUCAGGACAAAACGAUCAUUCAAAACGGAGUGGUGCCUCAGGUUUAUUUGAUAUGAGAUUUAAUGGAGAAUCCAGGGUAUUAUAUUGGGCUGAUGUCAGUUCAGAAAUAGCGUUUGUUGUACCCACAGAGUGGAAUGGGCGCCAAGAAAAUACUGAUGGUAAUUGUUCUUCAUGGAAUUCGAGUGUUGGAAAUGAAAGUAUCAAUUCAAGUGCGCAAUCAAACUCAAGUGUUUGGUAUGAUAAUAAAUCUGAUUCUUCAUCAACUUCCGAGCAAUCUUUGAAGCCUUCUGCAAAUCAAAAACCAAGAACAUUAUCAUUAGAUAUUGAUAAAGCGAAAGAGCCUAUUCCACCAGCUAGAAAGCGAACUGGUGUUUUAAAAUCAACAAUUCAAGCCCAAAGUUCAGCAAAAAUAUUUUUAGUUUGGUUGGAAAGUUUUGAAGAUCAUAUUAAUUUUCCUAUUGAUGGUUUACUACCUUAUACUAGAACAGGUGAAGAAUCUCAAACCGGGCAAAUAAUUCGUUCAAGUGAUUGUCAUAUAAUAUUUUUACAUGCAUUACAAUCUGGUUUGCUUCGAGUGAAAUUGCAAGGUCCAGUUGGAAGAAUGAGUUUCGCAACACCAUUAGUAGAUGGUAUGGUAUUAAGUCGGCGCGUUGUCGGAAAUUUAGUUAGACAAACUGCAUUUAAUAUGUCAAAACGAAGACGUUUAGAUAAUGAUUCUUAUCAGCCUCCACAUGUAAGAAGACGCUUAAAAGUUCAAGAUAUUGUCCAGAAAUAUAAAAUCGAAUUGACUGAACCGGAAUUGUUGGCGCAUUUAUUUGCAAAUUCUUAGAUGUUUAAUUUAAUGUUGUAUUAUUUUAAAGUAUUCCUUUUAUAACAUAUAAUUUAAAUUAUAUACACACUUACUUAUAUUAUUACAUAUAUUUAUAUUUACAUUAUUUUUUAGAAUACUGUAAGUAAUAAAAUAUUAAGUU